UCAACCGCAAAAAUGCGUUUCAUUGAAAUGAGUAGCAGUGGACCAAACAAUAAUUGAUUUUCAGUUAAUUAUAACAGAACCCACUACGUUUGUGUAAUGACUUUUUGUUUACAGUUAUAAAUCAAGAGAAACAUAAAAAUACCGAGAUGUCUCGUUGUUUAACGUUUUCCAUUUUAUUUGUAUUGUUUACAACUUUUAAAACAGUUUAUAGUAUAAACUGUUAUCAAUGUUCUGGUACUGAUUCGAAUAAUCCGUUCGAAUGCAAUGAGUUUUUAGACGGUGAUGUUGACUUGGUACCCAUUGAUUGUGCCACAAUUCAUGAUGCUCAAUACUGCAUAAAACACGUCGGAAGGUUUGAAGGUUUAACAAUAGAAUGUUACCAGUGUAAUACUUCUUCAACUAUGGAGUGCGGUGAUGGUCUGAUGAAAUUGGAUGGUGGGAUAUUGAAGCCAAUGCCAUGUGAUCAUGUCUAUGAUGCACGUUACUGCAUCAAACAUACAGGUGGUAUAAGCACAAAGAGAUUCUGUUCGUCAUUAGACCUUGGCAACUACUGUGAUUAUGUCAGACAACGGGGAGACAAAUUAGAAUAUAGAACUUGCAUCUACACUUGUAGCACAGAUGGUUGCAAUUCUGCUUCCAAUAUUGGUGUAUCUAUAUUAUUUCUAUUUUUAGGAGUAUUUGUGUUGACAUUUAGUAUCUUUUAAAUGUUUUAAUAUUUUAUAAACGUAAGAGUACAUUCAUUCCAUAUUUGAUAAAAUUUGUAUCCGUCCAUUUGUGUUCUAUGUUGUGAUUUUUAUAAAAUAUUUUUACAACUGUACUGAUUAGUUAGAUUUUGUUAAUAUGCUUUAUAUCACAAGUCGUCACUGUUUUUUUUUUUAUAAGAUGUAAAUCAAUUUUAGAUAAUAUUUCAA
This is a messenger RNA of Bombyx mandarina (wild silkworm), 911 nucleotides long. It is a transcript of the gene bou, whose product is annotated as glycosylphosphatidylinositol anchored membrane protein boudin. Gene Ontology annotation, biological process: positive regulation of voltage-gated potassium channel activity; regulation of synaptic transmission, cholinergic; sleep. NCBI's taxonomy places the organism in Eukaryota, Metazoa, Arthropoda, Insecta, Lepidoptera, Bombycidae. The record is from RefSeq and is a predicted model, not a curated record.